This is a messenger RNA of Guillardia theta CCMP2712, 956 nucleotides long. RefSeq lists its product as hypothetical. The coding region runs from base 14 to 886 and encodes 290 amino acids. The transcript is spliced from 12 exons. The record is from RefSeq and is a predicted model, not a curated record. NCBI's taxonomy places the organism in Eukaryota, Cryptophyceae, Pyrenomonadales, Geminigeraceae.
AGAGCUCUUCGUCAUGCCGGCUCAUCUCAAAGUUUUUGCUUUCCUGCUCCUUGUCUGCCAUGCAGGCUGCUCAGCUCCUCUCCCGAACGAAGGGCUCAAGCAACCCUCCAUGGAGGAAAUUUUCGACGAGAACAGAAAUGCGAGGCCUGAGUUCAGCGAGAUGAUGGGGUCAACAGGACACCCUCUCAGGUUCCUCCCUGUCAACAGCUCGAGAGCCAGGUUCUAUACCUGCCCCUACGCCUUCAUUGCCGCGGGUCCAGGUUUGGGCAUGGGCAAAGACCGACAGGCGCUGCGAGCGGCGAGAGUUUGUGGCUUGAAGAUGAAGGAAAAUCAUGGGAAGGCCUCCGAGUCGACGCGUCCGACAUCUCGACGAGCGAUACUCGGGUGUGGCCUCGCGCUCUUGCUGGCAGGAGGAAGAGAUGCUCUUGCUCUGCCUGACCAGACGUUGCUGCAGGGGAGGCCGACUGAGUUGAGAGACAAGGAGUCAUGCUUCAUGUGGAAUGGCGAGAAGAAAUGCACCUCAUGCGUCAAGGCAUGCGAAGAGUACAAGAAGACAUUCAAGAACCUUGACUGCACCAAGCAAUGCACUGUUGAGUAUGGUUCAGCCAAACCGACGGAUGAGGAAAGCAUCAGCUUCAAUGACUUCGUCGACCGCGUCAACGCGGGCUCAAUAACGCGAGUAGACUUCUAUGGACCCAACGGGGACAAGGCCUACGCUGUCCUCUCCUCCGGUCAGUCGAUUCGGAUCGGCGAAGGCUUUCCCAUCGAGGUGGGUAACGAACAAAGUUCGCCGCUGCAGGUUGCGAGACUCCUCGCGCAGAAGCAGAUCCCCUACAAGUUUCACUUCCUUGACAACUUCAAGUACCAACGUCAAGGAUCUUUCUAGGGAACGCAGAUCAGAGCUGCUAACAUAGCGAGUGCGAUCUUGGAGUGAGUGAAGGAGAGCAUUUGAGGAG